AUGGCUAAUUACAAAGCUGACGAAGAGUACGAUUACCUCUUCAAGCUUGUCUUGAUCGGCGACUCUGGUGUCGGAAAAUCGAAUCUGCUUUCCAGAUUCACAAAGAACGAGUUUAAUCUCGAAUCAAAGUCUACUAUUGGUGUUGAGUUCGCUACAAAGACACUCAAAGUCGAAGGAAAAGUCGUCAAAGCUCAGAUUUGGGAUACUGCUGGUCAAGAGAGAUACCGAGCGAUCACCAGCGCUUACUACAGAGGAGCGGUAGGAGCUUUACUUGUUUAUGAUGUGACAAGGCACGCGACAUUUGAGAAUGCGGCAAGAUGGCUAAGGGAACUAAGGGGACACACCGACCCAAACAUAGUGGUGAUGCUAAUAGGGAACAAGUGCGAUUUGCGGCACCUAGUGGCAGUCAAAACAGAAGACGCUAAAGCCUUUGCUGAGAGAGAGUCUCUCUAUUUCAUGGAGACAUCAGCUCUAAACGCAACCAAUGUUGAAAACGCAUUCACGGAAGUUCUCACUCAGAUUCACAAGAUAGUGAGCAAAAGAAGUGUGGAUGGAUCGAACAGAGAAGGAGGAGGAACUUCAUCUGAUUUACCAAAGAAAGGAGAGACCAUAAACGUAAAAGAAGACGGAUCGGUUCUUAAGAGAAUGGGUUGCUGCUCUAACUAG
This is a messenger RNA of Arabis nemorensis, 666 nucleotides long. Lineage: Eukaryota; Viridiplantae; Streptophyta; Magnoliopsida; Brassicales; Brassicaceae. The record is from the annotation of a GenBank genome assembly.